Molecule: messenger RNA, 2753 nt
Organism: Lacerta agilis (Sand lizard)
Lineage: Eukaryota; Metazoa; Chordata; Lepidosauria; Squamata; Lacertidae
Gene: CCNY
Product: cyclin Y
Exons: 10
Coding region: 181-1206 (341 amino acids)
Biological process (GO): regulation of canonical Wnt signaling pathway; regulation of cyclin-dependent protein serine/threonine kinase activity
Cellular component (GO): cytoplasmic cyclin-dependent protein kinase holoenzyme complex; plasma membrane
Molecular function (GO): cyclin-dependent protein serine/threonine kinase activator activity; protein kinase binding
Source: RefSeq, a predicted model, not a curated record
GCCGCCGCCACCGUCGUCUUGCCCCGCAGCGGCGCUUGCCGUUUCCCAGCACGCUGAUGGCUUCUCGACGUCGCUGGUGACUGCUGCCUCCCUCCUCCUCCUCCUCCUCCUCCUCCACCAUCACCCUUCCCUCCCUUCUUUUUCCUUCCUUCCUUCCUCCUCUUUCCACGGGCGGCGGAGAUGGGGAACACGACCUCAUGCUGCGUGUCGUCCAGCCCCAAGCUGCGGAGGAAUGCCCAUUCCCGGCUGGAGUCCUACCGCCCCGACACCGAGCUGAGCCGGGAGGACACGGGAUGCAACCUGCAGCACAUCAGCGACAGGGAGAACAUCGACGAUCUGAACAUGGAGUUCAACCCAUCAGAUCAUCCACGGGCCAGCACAAUCUUCCUCAGCAAAUCUCAAACAGACGUGAGAGAAAAGCGGAAGAGUCUCUUUAUAAACCACCAUCCUCCUGGUCAACUGAGAAGGAAAUACAGUUCCUGUUCCACUAUUUUCCUGGAUGACAGCACAGUCACUCAGCCCAACCUCAAGUAUACAAUUAAAAGUGUAGCUCUUGCAAUAUAUUACCACAUCAGAAACAGGGACGCAGAUGGAAGGAUGCUCCUAGAUAUUUUUGAUGAAAACCUCCACCCCCUUACGAAAUCCGAAGUGCCGCCAGAUUAUGACAAACAUGACCCAGAGCAGAAGCAGAUUUACCGCUUUGUGCGGACGCUGUUCAGCGCCGCUCAGCUGACUGCUGAAUGUGCCAUUGUCACCCUGGUAUAUCUUGAAAGACUUUUAACUUAUGCGGAGAUAGAUAUAUGUCCAGCAAACUGGAAGCGAAUUGUGCUGGGUGCAAUUCUACUGGCAUCAAAAGUUUGGGAUGACCAGGCCGUGUGGAAUGUGGACUACUGUCAGAUUCUGAAAGAUAUCACCGUUGAGGACAUGAAUGAGUUAGAACGCCAGUUUCUUGAGUUGUUGCAGUUCAACAUUAAUGUUCCCUCCAGUGUUUAUGCCAAGUAUUAUUUUGAUUUGCGAUCCCUGGCAGAAGCAAACAACCUGAGCUUUCCAUUGGAGCCGCUCAGCAGGGACAGGGCAUAUAAACUUGAGGCCAUCUCCCGCUUGUGUGAAGACAAGUAUAAGGACAUCAGGAAAUCUGCAAAGAAACGGUCAGUCAGUUCGGACAAUCUGACUGUAGUUAGGUGGUCGCCUGCAAUUAUCUCCUAAUGUUUGAAGUCUUGGAUAGUCCUCAAAAGUACUGUUUCUAUCAUCAACUUUGGAAGGGAGGGGGUUGUUAUCCCCCCCUCGUUCUCCCCCCUUCUCCUUAUUCUUGUUUUUAGAUCUGCCUUUACAGUGCCUCCCCCGUUGCGUAGCACACAAGAAUAAAUAUACGGACAGGAGAGAGACGUCAGUACAUCGGGAAGAACUUCAGAAGAAAGCUGGUUCUGUUGUUUCGCUGCAGAUUUGUCCUUUUUAUGUGAGGAAAAGGCAAACUACAUACAUAAUGCUUGGAAAAACAGAAAAGCAAGUGUGUGUGUUAUUAAAAAGAAAAAGAUCUUCAGCAGAGACAACGGCAUGGGAAUUUUAAAAACGCACCACAAGAUCGGCUUGGAAGAAACACUAUGAGAGAGGAUUUUGAAAGUAUUUCACUUUCUCUUCAGUGUUUUCCAUUGGUUUUCUGGGUUUUAUAUUUUUUUUCAUCCCCCCCCCCCUUGCUGUUUGUCUGGGAGUUGCUUCUCCUGUUUCUGCAAAGCAGCAAGUAUGAAGAAGGCAGUAUCUACUGUAGCACAAGCCUCCGAACCAGACGCCAUCGGUUGUUUUCUUCUCUCCCAUCGCCUGCCUCCUACACCAUCCACUAGGCUUCCCUUCAUAAGCUGUUUUAUUAGCCUUUUCUCCCCCUUAAUUAUUAUGCAUAUUUUGUUUCCUGUAUGACUUUAUUGUAUUUUUUGAAAAAACAAAAUUUGACUUGAUUUCUAGUGCUGAACCAAAAGUAUACAAAAAAAGAAGAUCAGGUGAUUGUUUGGAGUUCCUUUUUUUUUUUAAUUUAUAGUGACCGUGUCCGUGAUGUGUUCCCACAGGUUGCAUCUCGGAUACUGGCUGCUUCAUAGUAUAUGUGGCUGCAUGUGCCUUCCUGUGUUCUUUGGGAUAGUUUUAUUUUUCCUUACUAUAAAGUUAUGGUUGUUGGAAGGAUCCAGGUGAGAGUGGAACUUGGGCCAAGGAGGUGAAAUUUGCAUUGGAUGCAGUAGUCCUUUUUUAUGUUUGCAAGUUUUUUCACAGCAUUUAGAGAUUUAGCAGAGAUUAAGUGAGAGAGAGAGAGAAUCUUCUUUUGUAUGGCAGAGACAGAGGAUUUCCUUCACUUCCUGGUUCAAUGUUGCAAGCAAUAGCCUCAAGUUUUUUAUAUGUUUACUUUAAAUGGAAACCAAUCUGUUUGUAUAAAAUAGAAAAAAGAUGAAAAAAAGAGUUUUUGUUCUAGUGGAAAAGGGUCCAUGGAAGAAGGAGGAGGAGGAGGAGGAGGAGAAGAAGAAAUCUAUAUUAAUUUUACCAAGUGUUUUGUCACAGGUUAGAUUGCAGAAUAAAAACCGUUAAAAUGCAUUUUUCAGUGUAGGUGCUUCUAGAAAUUUAAACAAAAUGCAAACUGUGAAGAAAAUUUUUGUUGAUUUGUUGAUUAUAUUGUACUUCUGUUGUUGUUACUACUGGUUCCCACCCUUCUUUUCCUUAAUGGGAUAAACGAGUUGAAUACCUUUUUUUAUAUAAAGCAAAACACGUUAUUUCUG